Messenger RNA from Uranotaenia lowii, 1014 nucleotides. RefSeq lists its product as uncharacterized. Lineage: Eukaryota; Metazoa; Arthropoda; Insecta; Diptera; Culicidae. The transcript has a single exon. The record is from RefSeq and is a predicted model, not a curated record. The coding region runs from base 1 to 1014 and encodes 337 amino acids. Gene Ontology annotation, molecular function: nucleic acid binding. Gene Ontology annotation, biological process: DNA integration.
AUGCUCCUCAACCUUCAGCGAUAUAAUCUGUUCAUCAAAUUUGUCACUGGAAAAGAAAACGUCGUUGCUGAUGCGUUGUCGCGGGCUCCACUCAUCGGUGAAGAAUCGAAGGAUGAAUACCAAAAACUGAACGUGUUCAAGGUGUCCAAAGAGAUCGAAAAAAUUAAUCUGGCUAACUACUUGAGUGUUUCUGAUCACCGUCUCAACAAAAUAAUACUGGAAACGGAGAAGGACCUGGCCUUUCAGCAAAUUAUUCAGUACAUUCAAAACGGCUGGCCUACAAGGAUUGAUCAAGUUCCGGAUAGUUCCAAGAUCUACUUCAAGUAUCGCGAUGAGCUGUCCCACCAAGAUGGAAUCAUUUUCCGAUGUGAUCGAAUCCUCGUUCCGCACAGUUUACGAUCAAAACUCAUUCAGAGUUGCCACGUUAGCCACAACGGAAUGGAAGCUACCAUAAAACUUGCUAGGGCUAAUUUGUUCUGGCCUGGAAUGACUGCACAGAUCAGAGAUGUAGUUAAAGAAUGUUCCAUAUGUGCAAAAUUUGCAGCAUCACAAGCCAAUCCACCUAUGAUGAGUCACCGCAUACCUGUACAUCCGUUCCAAAUGAUCUCAAUGGAUGUUUUCGUAGCCGAAUACCGAGGUCGCAAACGAAAUUUUCUAGUGACAGUUGACCACUACUCAGAUUAUUUUGAAGUCGACAUUCUAAAAGACCUCACACCGGAAUCAGUCAUUGAAAUCUGCAAAAUUAAUUUUGCCCGACAUGGAAUACCCCAGCAGGUGAUUAGUGAUAACGGGACCAAUUUUGUCAAUCGCAAGAUGUCUCAAUUUGCUAACGAUUGGGAGUUUGAGCAUAUCACAUCGGCGCCUUACCACCAGCAGGCCAAUGGCAAGUCAGAAGCGGCCGUGAAAAUUGCCAAACGGUUGUUACUGAAGGCAGAUGAAAGCGGCAAUGAUUUUUGGUACGCUUUACUCCACUGGCGUAACAUACCUAACAAAAUCGAAUCGAGUCCAGUGUGA